This is a messenger RNA of Motacilla alba alba, 10235 nucleotides long. It is a transcript of the gene NYAP2, whose product is annotated as neuronal tyrosine-phosphorylated phosphoinositide-3-kinase adaptor 2. Gene Ontology annotation, biological process: neuron projection morphogenesis; phosphatidylinositol 3-kinase/protein kinase B signal transduction. The record is from RefSeq and is a predicted model, not a curated record. NCBI's taxonomy places the organism in Eukaryota, Metazoa, Chordata, Aves, Passeriformes, Motacillidae. The coding region runs from base 4448 to 6328 and encodes 626 amino acids. The transcript has 6 exons.
GGGAUGAAGGCCUAUGAUGGCUUGGUUAUACAGAAUGCAUCAGACAUUGCUCGAGAGAAUGAUCGCAUGAGGAAUGAAACAAACCUGGCUUACUUGAAAGAAAAGAGUGAAAAGCGCCGAAAACAAGAAGAAGCAAUAAAACGGUAAAUAUUUUGAUAAAAAGAUGAGUGGUCUGGCAGAGUAAUGAAAAGCAAGGGAUUCAGAUAUGGUAAACAUGCGUAGAGCAGUUGAUUUCUAAGCAGCUUCCUGGCAGAAGCAGCACAGACCGUUGGCCUCUGUCAGGCAUCUAAUGUGUGGUUUACAUUGUGUAGACAUAACUUGAGCAUGUGUGGAGCCUUGAGCAGGUGUGAUUUGUAACAAAAAGUUUGGGUGUUUGGAAUAGAUGUAGGUCUAGUGACAAAUGGGUUGUCAUCCUCUUAGUGCUUUUAGAUGAACAGUUUAUACUUUGUGCAAAAAUGUAUUUGUGUGUGAGCAAGACAGGGAGAGUCUCACAGGUCAAAAUAGACUCUUCUUGAGCUGAUGUUUUAAAUAUGGUAAAUGUUCAAAGUCUGAGGUGUUUUGUUUUUUUUUAAAGUGUCCAUUAUUUACAUUUUCCUUUCAAUUCUGUGAUCUCUGAAGUCAGUAACAAUAUUGCAAUCACUUACAGGAAAAUGGAUCAAGCCCCUGAUGGGCAGAACCCUAUAACAGCUCUUCUUGAACAAUUCCAUUGAUUUUAAUUGACAGUUAAUGAGAGGAGCACUUGCAUGACCUGGCCGCUUGUGCCAAUGGAUAUCAAUGAAAUCUCUGUAGCCUCUUGGAGGGGAAAAAAGGUUGAAUGGAAUAGAUAUAAAUAUUUAUUGCAUACACAUUUGCCAGUACAAAAAAAUUGGUUUUUCUUGAGGUGAAAGUAAAAUUCUGUAAUAGAGGUAAAUCCUCCAUCCAAGUCUUUAACAUUUAGAUGUGAAUGGAUGGCUUGAGCAUAACUGAUAGGAGGUCCUUUGAAUUUUUUCCCCCAGCAUGAAUCUUCUGUAUUUCAGUUUAAGUGAUUAAAUUUUAUGCUAUGUCUUGGGUACAGUACACCCAGGUAUAACAGACAUGCUGUGCUGUGAACGCUCGAGCAACGCCUCGGUAGUCUGAUAAUUUUGAUGGAACAUUAAAAGGAAAAGAGCAGCACACACAGUUUGAGAGAGGAGGGAGAUGAAGGAAUUUAAAGCAAAAAUAUGGCUGCUUUAUGUUCCAUGAAUUGGAACUACUUGGAUUGUCAGUAAUUUCAUUGGAAUGAUAAAAAUAAUGUGAAAUUAAGGUGAAUACAUCCAAUUAGACUGUACUUGGGCUAAUCUGCUUGUAUGUACUUUUUAUAUGUGUGACCAUAAAGGUUACUAAGUACCAGAACAGAUUUUGUUAUGAAUUGGUUUCUUGGAACAUGAGAGAGUAACUUGUGCACCUACCUGCUUUAUAGUCCUCUAGCCAAGCUUCUCUAUGUCAUUUGAAUAGUAGUGACAGUAUUUCCUACCAUGUGGUUGGUUUGUGUGGUUUUGUUCAUUGAUCCUGGCAAAGGGAUUUGAUGAAGAGCUCUGGAGAAGUACAGAUAAUUUAGGGCUGAGCCAAACCAUGAAAUUCUUGCCCACACUCAACUGAGAUCAAUGAGAACAGAAUAUUUAUCCUCAGUCACAGAGCCAGAAGACAGGAGGUAGAGGACCAGCAACACUGUGGGCUUAUUAGAGGAACAGCAUGUAUUUGUAUGUGGUUUGGAGAUUCAACAUUUCCUCAAUACAGUGCUCUUCUGUGGGAAACUGUUUGCAGUGAUCCCCUCUGAUCCCUCCCUGUAGGCACACAGUUUGUGGUGAUUGGGAAGGGGCUGGGCUGAGCCUCAUCCCCAGUGGGCAGAGCUGUGAGCAGCAGGUGAGCAGCACUGACAGCAAUGAGCCAUGGAGUGCCCAGGGGCACUGAGCAACCACCAAAGGAACAGAGGGCACACAGGGGCAAUGAAGGUACAAAAGGUUGGGCUAAAGAACAAGAAGGGCAGAUGCUUGCAGCCUUCUGGUGUUGUAAGGCGUUAUGCUGCAUGGGCAGACACCUGAGAUCUCCUGAAGUGGUAAGGUGUUACUCUGUAUGGGCAAAUGCUUAAAGCUUUCUGAAAUUGUGUGGUGAUAUUCUGUGUGUUGUGGCCAUCUGGGGCAUGUGCUGUGACACCUCCCCACUUGGAUUAUCUCAAUAACACUGAGGGGGGAACAAUAUCUGCCUGAGGAAACAAAGUAGGAAAACACCUCAGGAAAUCAUGAAAAGCAUUUUCUUUAAGUCUUUUUUGCUUUCUCCCUUGUAAACUUGGAGAGGUAAAAAAAGAUACUUGAGAUCAACCUUUGGUUGGAAAAACUAAAAGCAAUGGCAAACCAAGGGAAAAUACAUUAUUUGAUCAAAGAAACCAUGAUGUCUGAAGUCACUUAGGCUGAUUGCAAUUGAGUUGGCUCCCUCUAGUAACCUCCAGAGAGUCAUCCAAGACCGUGUUGUCUAUGAAAUGUAGCAGUCAGGAAAGGUAAAGUAGGAUCAGUGAUUUCUCUUUUGUUCUGUACUAUAUUCUUUAUGUCUUUACCUUGUCUCGGUGGAUAUUUAUAUUAUCCCUAAUUCCUGAGCGUGUGGCCUAGAUAGCAAGUGGUGCACAUGUGCAGUGGUAACUGCUACCAAUCUGGAGACUCCCAAUAGCUGAAAACAUUCUCCUUAGCAACAAGGGAGGCAUCCCCUGGGAUUAACUGCAGGUAGAUUUUUGGGGAAGAGAGGAGGUUCCCACAAAUACUCUUCUUUUGCAUGUGAGAAUCAGAAUAAAGCAGCCAGAAGCCUUUGGCACCUACAGAGAAUUACCUGCUAGUCCAAUUAUUGAAUUAUGUAGAAGCUAUUCAAUUUUAGUGUUCACAUGGCCUCUAUUAGAAGAAGGCUGUUUGUGUAUAUUAACAAGAUAAUAAUGAGUAAUAUAUUGUCUAAUAAAGUGGUGGUAUUCACACACAACACUACUUAGAAGCAGCUGUUAUUUACCUAAAUCAUCUCAUAACUAUGCUGAAUGACUAAAGUUCAUUGAAAUGCAUUAGUCUGAGCAGUUCGGAAACAAGAUCUGAAAAAUGACCUUAAAAAUGUUUGAUUGUACAUUUUGCUUUCCAAAGGAUACAUUGGGCUGUGUUUCUUCAGUAGCACUGAUGUACCUUCAGUGGGAUUGCUGUCUCAUGGUGUCUGGCUCUGAUAGGUUAAUUGUGGGGAAAAAUGUAUGGAUCCACUGUACAUUGAGGGAGAUAAACACAGCAGCAUAUUGGAUUGGGAAAAACAACAGCAACUAGUCUUUGUCUAAUCUUGCUGGGCUGAGUCAGCUGAUCUGAUCUGAAUUUCUGACCUAAUUUUAGUAUGGUUCUUAGCGCUCAUGCGGAGAAAAUAAGGUUAAUGUGCUGAUUAGCAGCUGAGAGUAAGGCACAAUAAAUACGUGUGUAUAUAGGACCUAAUGUAUAGAUGAUUUUUCUUCCAUCAUUUAUUCAUCUGGUCUAAUUACAUGAUCAUUGUCUAUUCAGGGAGCUGUUUCCAGAUUAAGAGAAGGUACUGGCAUUUUGCCCACAGAGCCUAUAAAUUGUAAAUAAAGUUAUGGAACAGUAUCAUUUCCACUGGCAAUACCAUGGGAGGUACAUUUGCCAUGAUACAAUGUCAGCUGUAAGCAGCAUUUCUGGGGAUAGAAGGUAGAUUUGCCUCAGCUAUUGUGGGUGCCAGGAAAAAGGCGAGUAUUUGGAAUUUAUAUAGGGCAUCUGUUGGAAUUAGCAAUUGCUUUCUGAGUCACCCAUAACUGACAUGCACAUAUUUAGAUACUUCAUUAUUGUUUUGUGUGGAUCCUUCACCAAUGUUUUUCCUUUUUAAUUGAACAAAUAUAAAAGCUUGGUAAGAAACAAAUAAUGAACCCUCCUCCUCUGAAGACUCGGCUAUGUUGCAUAAAUCAGAGUGCAUGCUUUCAAAGGUCUGGCUUCUAUUUUUUGUGCAUCAUUCAAAUUAUUGUCAGGGAAGUAAUUUUCACUUGUAACACUGUGAAGAUGUGACUACUCUACUUUAAAGCUGGUGGUGUCAAUGGGCAUGAAUUUCUGCCUGCCAAAUCCUCGACUUAGUCAUCAAAAUAUUUACUUCUAAUGGUUUCCCUUACUUGUAGCUUGUUCCCAGGACCUAAAUGGCUGUAUGGAAAGCCUUGCUUGUGCUUGUAUCCAGACAGAUGCUGUCAAGAGGAGGAGCUUUUAGGAGCACUGUUGUGUGCUAAAGCUAGCAGAAAUGGGCCAGCCAGCCAGUGGCAGAGUUAAGCUCUUGUAGUAAAGAAGGAAUUGUAAUGAACAGCUGUCAACAUAACCUCUUCUUUCUUUGGCAAGCCAAGUACUGAAGACUAACCCAUCAGCAAAACAUAGGUGGAGAAGUAGCAAGAGGAAAUGAAGGCAGCUACGUGGGGAAACACUUCCGCAUGGGAUUUAUGACAAUGCCUGCUCCUCAGGACAGACUGCCACACCCCUGCUCCAGUGGCUUCACUGUCAGAUCCCAGUCUCUUCAUUCAGUUGGAGGAACUGAUGAUGAAAGCAGCAGCUCUCGAAAGCAGCCGCCUCCAAAACCGAAGCGAGACCCCAACACCAAACUGAGCACCUCAUCUGAAACUGUCAACACUGGAACUACGAGCAAAAGUGGGAAACUACCAGACAGGACUGAAGUGUCAGCCAAACCAAGACCUCACAGUGAUGAGUACACAAAGAAGAUUCCACCUCCUAAGCCGAAACGUAACCCAAACACUCAGCUAAGCACAUCUUUUGAUGAAACAUAUAUCAAAAAGCAUGGCCCUAUGAAGACAACCCUCACUAGGGAUGCCUCGCUCUCACAGGUCAGCAGUCCUGCUCCAGACACAGAAGAAGAGGAGCCUGUUUAUAUUGAAAUGGUUGGGAAUAUUCUCAGAGACUUCAAAAAAGAUGAGGAUGACCAAAGCGAAGCAGUCUAUGAGGAGAUGAAAUACCCUAUAUUUGAUGAUGUAGGCCAAGACUCAAAAUGUCAAUGUGAAUAUGACCAUCACACUUGUUCUUCUCAGUGUGCUACUCCCACAGUGCCUGACCUAGAUUUCACCAAGUCUGCAGUGCCAUCUACUCCCAAGGGCUUGCUUUGUGACAUACCCCCGCCAUUUCCAAACCUGCUUUCUCACAGACCUCCACUGCUGGUGUUCCCACCAGCACCAGUGCAGUGUUCCCCGAAUUCUGACGAGUCUCCUCUAACUCCACUAGAGGUCACAAAGCUUCCCGUCCUAGAAAAUGUGUCUUACAUCAAACAGCAAACUGGAGCUUCUCCUUCUUCACUGCCACCUCAUACACCAGGCCAUCAAAAACUGGAGAAAGACCAGACAGUAUCUCAUGGAACUAGCACCCCUGGGCACACCUCCUCACCUCCUCAUCCUUCUACCUUAUACAGAACGCAGUCUCCACAUGGUUAUCCUAAAAGUCACUCUGCCUCACCUUCUCCUGUCAGUAUGGGUAGGUCUCUUACUCCCUUAAGCCUCAAAAGACCUCCACCUUAUGACUCUGUACAUUCAGGAAGUCUCUCAAGAAGCUCUCCAUCAGUGCCUCAUUCUACAGCCAGAAACACAUUGCAAGAAGGAGGGAAGAUGGUCAGUGUGUCAGUCAGCACCUACGGGUCAUCAUCUCAGAGCAGUUCCCGCUCUCGGACACCCACCAGUCCUCUGGAGGAACUAACCAGCCUCUUCACCUCAGGACGAAGUCUCCUGAGGAAAUCCUCCAGUGGCAGAAGAUCUAAGGAACCUGCAGAAAAACCACUGGACGAGCUGAAGAUCAGAAGCCACAGCACUGAACCACUACCAAAGCUGGAAAACAAAGAGAGAGGACAUCAUGGGACAGCUUCCUCCAGGGAGCCAGGGAAAGCUCAGGAAUGGGAUGGAACACCAGGCCCCCCCAUGGUGUCCAGCAGGCUGGGGAGAUCCUCUGUCAGCCCAACCAUGCUGGCCGGAGGCAACAGCUCAGAGUCUAAAUCGAGUUGCCGGCUGGGCCGCUCCGCGUCCACGUCAGGAGUUCCUCCUCCGUCGGUGGCACCGCUCAGGCAGCCCGGCGACCUCCAGCCGAGCCAGGUGACAUGCAUGCAGUGGUUGCAAGGGGACCACACGAUGCUGGACAUGAUUGAAAAAAAGCGUUGCCUCUGCAAAGAGAUCAAAGCUCGACAGAAAUCAGAGAAAGGACUCUGCAAACAGGACAGCAUGCCUAUCUUGCCGAGUUGGAAAAAGAAUGCUGGGACCAAGAAAUACAGCCCUCCUCCUUAUUCCAAACAACAAACUGUUUUCUGGGACACUGCAAUUUGACAGGCCUGUGGAGGAUGCCCUCUCCACUGUGCAGCACCAAGCACAGGUAGCCUGCUUUCUUGAAAAGGCAAAGACUCUAACCUAAGACUUAUCUGCAGGUGGUGAACUUCCUAGGAAAAAACACACCAGUACAGUGCUCACCUGUCAAUCAAGAGAGAGAUUUAAGUUUCCGACUGGAUUAAGGCAUACAUAUUUAUCCAGGAUUUUUUUGGAUCCAGAAGAUAUCAAAAUGUAAAUAUGUCACCAAUAUAUUGAAAACACCCAAACUAAUACACUGUUUAAAUAUAUAAAUAUAUAUAUAUAUAAAUUCAAAAAUUUAUGGAGAAUUUUACUAUAUAAUGUUACUGUUAUACUGUUUUAUUACCUAUUUUCUAUGUUCUAUUCUACUGUUCACCCCCGCUGCCACCAUUUUAUUUCUCUGACCUGCCUAGAUGUGGCCUCUGUACAAAAGCAUGUGGUUGUACGUGUUGUUGGAGAGGACAAUGUACAAAACAACUCGGUGCUAGGGCUGUAGAAGAUAACUAGAGUCGUACUUGUUAGAUAUCCUUAGCUAGGGGGGUGGGAUGGACAAAGGAGAGAGUUCUGGUGGGAAACAGCACACCUGCAAGCACUGGAAGUACAAGUGCUUAGCGCGGGUGCCCAAGUUGCAUUUUAAAUAUUAAUUGUUCUGCAUCUGUUUUCCCAUAAUGGUAACCAGAUUAAUGGCCCUUGGUUUUAUAUGAACCAGUUACUAAAAUGAUUUGGCCAAGGAACUAAAUUUUCUGCAGCAUGGCCUGCAACAGAAUCUCUUCCUUGAAGACGUUCCAUUGAUCAGCAGAGACCAUGGUUCACUGUGACUAAGCAUUGUGCAGCCCUUGGUGGAGAGAGCCGGUGGCUCAGCGGGGUGAGGCAGUGCCACUGCAGCCGCCAUCCCUGUCCACAUUUACUGACGGUCCAGAAAAUAAAAGUGACAAAAUAUGUUUACAUGAUUGUUAUUUUUAAAUCCAGCAGCACAUCCUCACUUACGCUGUGUCAGAUUUCCCCGUGUUGUUUCUGUGGGCUGGAUUUCAGACCCCUUGAAAGGCUGUGGGGAAAUCCCUCUUGGUUUCAUGCCGUUUUGAAGCAGAAGCCCACGUAACGUGUUCUCCCAGCUAUGCCGUUUCUUCUUCCUGGCUGCUUCUGGAAUUGGCUUGCAAUCCUGUAUUAUAUUACACCCAUUUUAACAGAAUAUUAUGUCAUGACCAAAGAUUUAUGACCUCCUGGUUUUAAUGGGAGAAAGGGAUGGCUCAUACUGAUUAUGAGGGUGAAAGCUGUGCGGUGAAAUAUCUUCCAAAAGGAUCUGUUGAGGACGAGGGAAAAUUGUACUGCAGUGGAGUAGGGGGGAGAAAAGAUCUAUGGCAUAUAUUUUGUAUAUUAAAAUUUCUAUCUAUGUGUCUGAAGUUUGGUAGUACAAAAUUCCCUCUUUAAAACAAUCAUUUUAAUGUUAUAUUCACCAAGAAGAAAAGGUGUGUUGUUUGAAAUUUCUUGUUAUAUUGGCUUUUCUUUAAAAUUAUAUUGACAGCAUUGCCACAGCUGUAAUUGCUGAUCAAAAAAGACCAAAAAUAACAAAUUUUAGAAGGUUUUUGUAAUCUAUAUUGCAAAAGUUUGAGUUUCAGUAAUGUUUUAUCAGUAGUAGUUUCUUUUCAGCCUCUGAAAUAAAGUUUUUAAAUAUUUUAUAACUAAUUAACUGAUGUAUAUUUUGAUGUCCAAACUGAGAUUUCUGUAAAAGAUGAAGUGUGUGUUUAUAUGUGUGUAUGUAUAUUAGCAUUACUGUAUAUGUAUAUAUGCAUAUGUGUACACACAUAUACAUGUAUAUAUGCAUGUAUCUAUAUAUACCCAUAGAUGUGUGCAUACGUAUAUCCGCAUACGUUAAAUAUUGGUGUGUUAGGAAUAUACAAAGGCUGGAAUAGGUACAGAGUUGAAAUGCAGAUUUGAAGACCCCCUCACAGCCAAAAUGACAGAAGACAUGAAAAAACCGGGAGGCUGUGAGGGAAUCUUUGAACAUGCUGCAUCCAAAAGACACCAACUGUUUAUUCUGCUUAUUCUCUCUUUUUAACGAAAGAAAAUUGCAGAAGAAAAAGUCCAGAGAUCUCACAAAGUUCCAGAAUCUGCUGGAAAGAAGGAGACUUGUUGGUCAUGAGAAAUCUGUUGAGAUAACAGGUUCAUUAUGCAGCAAGUGUUCAUGGUUUGUCUUCCUUGUAAUGUGGCAAGAGAAGAAUUUCCCAUAUCCAUGUGUGAAAUACUUAGCUCAGCCCUUUUCCCCAGCUGCACAAAGUCACUGGUGACAAAAUGCAAGCAGGCGUUCAGUCAGCUCUGCCAGUCCUUGUCCUCACUGGUUUCCUCCUAGAGCAGCUCCUUUAAAGCUGCGCUGCCAGAAGGUCACUGGCAGCGCAGACCCGGGCACACCUGCCAGGGGAAGGCAGUGCCAGUGUGAACGGUUCUGUCCUUGCUGGGCACACCUGCCGGGGGAAGGCAGUGCCAGUGUGAACGGUUCUGUCCUUGCUGGGCACACCUGUGGGGGAAGGCAGUGCCAGUGUGAACGGUUCUGUCCUUGCUGGUGGUUGUUCAUAUCGUGUCCUUUCCAUAUCAAGAUGUAAUAGGAAUAAUGAUCAGGGAAUUGAAGCGUUCUUGUCCUAGAACAGACUUGCUUGUACACUUAGCCCACUGCAAACUCCUUGUUUUGCUUUUAUUGCUCAACACUAUUUAUGUUGUCCUUCCUAAAUAACUGCCCACGUGCUUCCAGACCUCCAUUGUAUCCCAUGGAAACAAUGGCUUUUUGUUUUAAAGUGCGACAACAUGAAAAAGUAAAAUAUAACUUAGCACUUACCUUCAAAGCACUUUAGAAAUGUGAAGUAAACCUCAUGCUUGCAAGAGCCGUUUUACUGAGGAGGGAUGUGAGGCUCAGGCAGAGUAGUUUCCAAGGGUCAGGGACAGAGCCAGAGCAGGACACAGCCACUGCCCUGUCCCAUGACUGCUGGCCCACUCCAUGGCUCGAGUAAAAGACACAUCGUCCUGCCGAGAGCUGCCAUCACAAUGCUGUCACACAUUUCCUACACCACUUCUUGUCUCAGCAGCUUCUGUGUCACAGGGUGAAUGACAGUGCUUAGUUACACACGGUCAUUAAAGCUGUAGUCUGUAUAAAUAUGCAAUCUGUAUAUACAUACAGAUCACAUAUAUACACACACUUAUGGAGACUGUAUAUAUGAAAUUGUUUGGUAUGCACUUAUUUUGCUUUAAACUCCUGAAGUUAAACAUUAUAGUGUAGCAAUUUGUGUAAGGUGCACUGUGAUUUCAAGAAAGCACAGUAAAGUCACAGGUCUUGUUAUUCUUGCACUAAAAAUGUGUUUACGUAUAUUAGCCAAUGUAUGUCUACUUUAUUGCUCCUUUUGACAAAUUAAAGCAAAUGGUAUAAAAUAGUAUGGGGUUUUUUGGUUUGGGUUGUUUAUUUUUAAGUGGACAAUGGCACUAUGUUUUUAAAUGACAGGGUUUUUAAAUAAAAUGAAAUAAUUCUGUGUUCAUUCCAAUGUAAUACAUUUACCAAUAUCUUGAAACUGAAUGUCAUGUUGCUUUUUUUUAUAUUUCAUUAGAAAUUGUCAGGUAUGUGCCUGAGAUUGUGUAGGACUAAGGAGUAGCUAGAGGCUAACUGUAAUCAUAUCUUAUUAGCCGUUUCUAUAUACACAGUAUAAAUACAUAUUAAUUUUCUUUUCAUUUUUGUACUUGAUUUUUUUAGGUAAGAUGUAAUUAAAUGUACUUUGAUACUUCUGAAGUAAUAAGAUGUUGUUUGAAGAUCAAUUCUGCUUUCUUUAGUGCAUUGACAAUAUUUUACAAUAAUUUAGUGCUUAUUUAUUUGUGCUCCAGUGUAAUUAUAAUAAAAAGCAAUAGUUUAAAA